Aspergillus clavatus NRRL 1 is the source of this 1506-nucleotide messenger RNA. Its product is annotated as cytochrome P450. Lineage: Eukaryota; Fungi; Ascomycota; Eurotiomycetes; Eurotiales; Aspergillaceae. The coding region runs from base 1 to 1506 and encodes 501 amino acids. The transcript has 6 exons. The record is from RefSeq and is a predicted model, not a curated record. Gene Ontology annotation, molecular function: monooxygenase activity; iron ion binding; oxidoreductase activity, acting on paired donors, with incorporation or reduction of molecular oxygen.
AUGAUGAUAACUCUAUUCACUCUUGCUGUGGUCUCUAUAGGCUUCUUCCUCUGGUGGCUCUUGACUGUCCAACCAGCUGUGACGAAACGUGCCUUGAAGCAUAUUCCCGAACUGCGAUUCGAGGACAAUGAUACUCCGGAGCGAUAUACCCAGGACUCGCGGUCUCUUUUGUUUAGAGGUUACGACAAGUACCUGCGCCAUGGAAUUCCCUUUCAAAUGCGUCAUCCCAUCGAGGAGCUAGGCCCGCAGGUUCUGCUACCCAUGAAGUAUCUCGAUGAGGUCAAAUAUGCAUCAACGUCCCUGUUCAGCUUUCCCCUGUUCUCAGAGAAGGUUUUCCUUCUCAACUACAGCAAUGCGCCUCGCCAAACAGAUGCAGCAGCCCAUGUAGUCCGUGUAGACUUGACGAAGAACCUGGGUGCGCUGGCCAAUGGUAUGUACCAGGAAGCAAUCGAAGGACUCAACCAAAGUUUAUCAGCAUCAGAAGAAUGGAAUACUCUCCCGGCGUACGACUUUUUGAGCAGCCUGACAGCCCAGGUGACGGCACUGGCGCUGGUGGGACCUGAACUGUGCCGCAAUCGCGAAUGGAUCGAUAUCUCGCUGCAGACUACCUUUGCCAUCUUCAACGCCGCGUUUACAAUCCGCUCGCAGUAUUCUCCUCGCUGGAGAUGGCUGGCCCGCUGGCAGAGCGAUGCCCCAAAGCGCAUGCGAGCCAUGCGGGCUAGAGCCGUGGAGCUGCUCGCUCCUGUCUACCAAGACCGGCUGGCAGCAAUCAAAGAGCAUGACUUUGGCGCAUUUGCCGAUUGCCUACAUUGGUCGCUUAGGGGGAACGGAGGCGAAACAUCGCUGACUCGCAUUGCAGAGCAACAGCUAUUCCUAACUGUUGCGUCCAUGCAUACAACGUCGUCGACUCUCACGGCGGUUCUGUUUGACCUGCUCAUCCGCCCAGAAUACUGUGCAGAGAUCACGAAGGAAAUGCAGGAAGCUCUAACCGAGUGUGAGGGGAAAUGGACACUGCAGGAAGUGGCUAAGAUGAGGAAACUAGACAGCUUUAUGAAAGAGAGCCAGCGGGUCCAUCCUAUUGGUUUCAUUACGGCUCAACGGAUGACUGUUCGCCCACACACCUUCAAAGACGGCCUGCAUCUCCCAGCCGGGGUCAUCUUUCAAUUCCCAGCCGAUGCCGUGCACCAUGAUCCAGCCAUCUAUCCUCGUCCGGACCAAUUUGCUGGGUAUCGCUUCCUUCAUCUUCGGGAGACGGUUGAUGCAAACCGGUAUCAUUUUGCCUCCGUCUCCGACACCAUGUUGGGAUUUGGGGCUGGUUCCCAUGCCUGUCCCGGGCGGUUCUUCACGUCACUUGCCAUUAAACUGAUUCUUGUGGUGCUCUUGACCCAGUACGAGGUUAAGCUGGCGGACUGUGAUGGAUCCCGACCGGCGAAUGGUUUUAAUGACUUUAAUAUGGGACCCAGUCGGGAAGCUACGAUCAUGAUACGGAAACGAAGCGGUCUUUGA